GCAGACAAGGGCUCCACGAUUGCUGCAAUCCUUAUUUUCUGCAAUCGGUGAUCUCUAUUUGUACAAGUUCUCUCAGGUAUUGUUUGGCAACCAUGUUGCAAAAUGGGCAGUAUCCUUGCGUUGCUAUAUGCCAUUUUCUUUCCUACUCUUUCUUCUCUUCUCCCAUUAAUACCACCUUCUGUUUUUUAAUUGGUAAAUUUUGUACAGUUUGUACCUACUCUUCUUUGAUUGGUUAAAUCGAUAGCUUCGUAUAUUAUUGCAACUGAUGAUGAUUAUGAAGCACUUAACUCAAUAUCAGCUCUUUGCACAGUUGGUAAACUGGUUUAUGCUUUUUUGCAUCACACGUACUUUAGCUAAUAGUAUGGAGACUGUCCUCACACUCGUGAGCUUGUACUAUUGGCCCUCCUUGCGAAGGCCUUCCGGAAGUGUUUCUUCUGGUUCAAGAAAGUUGGCAUUGGCUGCAGCAGCACUAGCAUGUGCUAUUCGACCAACAAGUGCUAUAACAUGGGUUUAUGUUGCCCUGCUAGAACUAUACUUGACAUGUGAUAAGCUCAAAUUCAUUCUUCUUGAAGCGGUUCCUAUUGGGGGUCUGGUACUUGGUCUCACUUCUCUGUUGGAUCGUUUGAUGUACGGCUCAUGGGUCCUUGUUCCUCUAAACUUUCUGAAGUUUAAUUUCCUUUCUUCUGGUGGAGACUAUUAUGGAACUCAUGCUUGGCACUGGUACAUCACCCAGGGAUUCACGGCCAUGCUCUUCACGUUCAUACCAUUUUCAAUUUCUGGCAUUAUCAUGUCUAAGCAAUGGAAGCUUUCGGGGUUGAUUGCCUGGGUUUUAGGAAUUUAUAGUCUAAUAGGCCACAAAGAAUUCAGGUUUGUCCUUCCUGUGCUUCCAAUUGCUUUGAUGUUUGCUGGGUUUGCAUUAGCCAAAAUGAGGGGGUCUGAUCCGUUAGAAAGCAAAAUGAAAGAAAAUUUGGGCAGUAAUAUAAAUUGCUUCACAAAAGUACGCCUGUCUAUGUUUUUCCUGCUUGUUACCAAUCUCCCAAUGGCCUUAUACAUGAACAUGGUCCAUCAGAGGGGAACUGAGGAUGUCAUGAACUAUCUCUCCGUAGAGGCUGCUAAUAAUAAAGUGGAAAGUAUCCUUUUCUUGAUGCCUUGCCAUGCUACACCUUACUACUCAACCCUGCACCGUAACCUUCCUAUGCGUUUCCUGGAUUGUACACCAAGUGAAGAGAAAGGGAUCCUGGAUGAGUCAGACCAGUUUUUGAUGGAUCCAGUUGGUUUUGCAACUGAGUACGCAAAAAAUUGGUCUUUACCUAGUCACAUUGUACUAUUUGACUCCCAGGAAAAACAACUAAAAGAGUUUCUAGUUUCGCAUAAUUUCCAUGAGAUAAAGAGGUUCUUUCAUGCUCACUUCAAGGUUGAUCGAGAGUUACAGGCAUCAGUUACUGUUUAUGCUUACCAAGGCCAGUGAUUCUGCACAAAUAUAUAGACUUUUCAAUUCAAUUCUCGUUCAUUGUCAAGUUCUGUCAUUAUGAUCAAGAGCUUUUUUGGGGUUAUGUAUGGCUUUCAUUUAUUUUUGAAUAUUUAAUCUUGAUGAUUUUAGAGUUGGAGGUGCAAGUUCUCUCUUUUAAUGUAUGAUUUGGAACAAUUGGUCUAGAUCUCAGUUGAAGAUAUUGUGAUGGCCAAUUGGUGCUGUACACAUACUGGUCAGAAUUCAUUGAGCAUUUUUAUUCUCUGAAAGAGUGAACUUGAUUGUUUUCCGAAAAAAGGAUUAGUUCUCAUGCAAAUUUCAUGCAUUGUACAAUAUUUUAGUAGAUAAAGAUUCUUUUU
Molecule: messenger RNA, 1827 nt
Organism: Olea europaea var. sylvestris
Lineage: Eukaryota; Viridiplantae; Streptophyta; Magnoliopsida; Lamiales; Oleaceae
Product: GPI mannosyltransferase 3
Exons: 6
Coding region: 266-1468 (400 amino acids)
Biological process (GO): GPI anchor biosynthetic process
Cellular component (GO): endoplasmic reticulum membrane
Molecular function (GO): alpha-1,2-mannosyltransferase activity
Source: RefSeq, a predicted model, not a curated record